This is a messenger RNA of Spodoptera litura, 1153 nucleotides long. It is a transcript of the gene GSTo2, whose product is annotated as glutathione S-transferase omega 2. Gene Ontology annotation, cellular component: cytoplasm. The record is from RefSeq and is a predicted model, not a curated record. Gene Ontology annotation, molecular function: glutathione transferase activity; glutathione dehydrogenase (ascorbate) activity. Gene Ontology annotation, biological process: glutathione metabolic process. NCBI's taxonomy places the organism in Eukaryota, Metazoa, Arthropoda, Insecta, Lepidoptera, Noctuidae.
UAAGAAUAUUGUUUUAUUGUCUGGGUAAUGUUUAUUCACGACGAUUACGAAACUAGUGUAUGCGUAGCACGCGCGAGACUAACAGCAAAAUAUUGUCCAGUCAUAUUAAAUUGAUAUUUGUGGCGAAUCAUUAUCUGUGAUUUUUCGGGGAGUGUUUAGGUAUGUUAUCGUCUACUAUAAGUUUCGCGGUGCAUUUGUAUUCAUCACUUCAAGGAGUACAGACGAUCGGACGAGCUCUCGGAAGUUUAUUGCCUUACAGCACCAUGGUUGGAUCAAACAAGAGAAACUUUGACACCCCACAUCUAAAAACAGGUGACCCCCUACCUCCCUACACGGGAAAGCUCCGUCUGUACAACAUGCGCUACUGCCCCUUCGCCCAGCGCACCGUCCUAGCCCUGAACGCGAAGAACAUCGAUUAUGAAAUCGUCAACAUCGAUCUCAUGGACAAACCUGAAUGGUUGACCACCAAGAGUGCUUUUGGAAAAGUACCAGCCCUGGAAAUAGCAGAAAAUGUAUCAAUUUACGAGAGUUUGGUAACAGUGGAGUAUUUGGACGAUGUCUACCCACAGCGACCUCUUCUUCCUAAGGACCCAGUGAAGAAGGCCGUGGACAAGAUCCUUGUUGAAGCUUUAUCAGCGAUCCACGCCGUAUACUUCAAACUAGUGAGAGGACCGGACACAAUCACGGAGGACAACAUCACCGCUUACUACAAAAAUUUGACCUUCAUUCAGCAAGAGUUGCAGAACAGAGGCACCAAGUUCCUCGAUGGAGACCAGCCCGGUUACGCAGACUACAUGAUCUGGCCCUGGUUCGAAAGGCUCCACGUAAUUAACCAUGACCUGGCUAGACUGGACAAGCAGAAAUACAAGUUAUUGGUGGAAUAUAUUGACAAUAUGUUCCAAGACCCAGUUGUGGCGGAGUACAAACUGCCAAGAGAGGCUUUAGAACAUUUCCAGAACCAAUACAAAUUGGGCAAGAAACCAGUUUACGAUUAUCUGAUCCAGAAGUAAACAAUUCACAUCAUGUUCUUUUUAAGCAAAACUAGGUACUAAUACCAAUACCAUAAGGUUCACAAUAUUCGUACAAAUGAAUUAAGUACAAUUGUUUUGAGAUUGAUGACUUUAUUUUGAUAAUAAAUAUUUUUGUUGCAUAA